This is a messenger RNA of Rubroshorea leprosula, 1399 nucleotides long. The record is from the annotation of a GenBank genome assembly. Lineage: Eukaryota; Viridiplantae; Streptophyta; Magnoliopsida; Malvales; Dipterocarpaceae.
GCUUCAUCCUCAUUAUUCACUACAAUCUCUCCAUCUCUUUCUUGGAAUCAUUUUCAUUUAGACAUGGAGAAAGAAGCAGCUCAAGAGAUACAGCUCCAAAUUAUAGAUCAAGAAGAUCAUGCAAAGACGACAAAUAAUCCCACAGAUGAAAAAAUUGAGAUUCCAACCGGCAGCCGCCACCGCCUCCUCCGGAUUGCGCUCUACUCCGUCUUUGUACUUGCUGGUCAGUCGGUAGCUAUACUGCUUGGAAGACUUUACUUUCAGGAAGGUGGAGGCAGCAAAUGGGUGGCAACCCUUGUGCAGGUCACCGGAUUCCCCAUUCUCAUUCCUUAUUACUUUCUUAAUCUCUCCAAUACCAGAAUUCUUGAUAAACCAAUUGAAACAGAGAAACCUUCUUUGGAAUGGGUUAUCUUUGUUUAUGUUUCCCUUGGACUGCUGGUUGCCGGGAUUUGCUUUAUGUAUGCAGUUGGGAUACAGAAACUUCCGGUGUCCACAGUGACACUCAUCUCUGCCUCCCAAUUGGGUUUCAACGCUUUCUUCUCCUACUUUCUCAACUCCCAAAAGUUCACUCCUUUUAUAAUCAACUCUUUAGUCCUCCUCACCGUCUCCUUCGUCCUCCUCGUCUUCCAACCCGACUCCGAGAAGGCUGCGGGAAUCUCCAAAGAGGAUUACACUGUCGGGUUUCUCUGUACCAUGGGGGGAACAGCAGGGGCCGGACUGCUUCUUGCUCUGCAGCAGGUCGUCUUCAGGAAAGUGAUUAAGGGUCAAACUUUUAAGACCAUAGUGGACUUGUCAAUCUACCAAGCCUUCUUCGCCACCGUGUUUGCCACGGUGGGGUUCUUCGCCAGCGGAGACUGGAAGGGAGUGAAAGCAGAGAUGGAGGGGUAUAAGCUGGGAAAGGUUUCUUAUGUCAUGACUCUGGUUUGGACGGCCAUAGGGUGGCAAAUGUUCGACGUGGGUGCGAUCGCGUUGAUUUUUGAGGUGUCUGCUCUCUUCUGCAACGCCAUAAGCGUGGUGGUGUUUCCUAUGGUUCCGAUCAUAGCCAUCUUCGACCAAAACCAUCAAGGCAUUUCACUGCAAUUUGAGCACCACCAGAUAAUAAGAAGCACAAUAAAAGAGGCUCCAAGAGUGGAUCCAAGUAUAACUCCCAUAUUCUGUCUUCUCCCUUUUUUAGAUGAAACUGGCUGUGGAGAAAUCGGUGCAGUUGAAUUCCCUUUAGGUAAAACUGGCGAUGGUGAUGGAGGAAUCUGUGGAGUUGGAGAAUUCUGAACCUUUAAAAAGAGAGAUUGAUUGAAAGAUGCAUCCACUUUCUUGAACGAUAAAGCUUGAGAUUUAAAAAAGCACAGGCCAGUUGAUGAGAUAUUACUAUCAUGUUCAUGUAUAAAAAGAGCAUACUUGC